AUCCACUCCACCAACUUUUAUCUCGACGUCUCCCUCCCUUCCUCCCUGGCACAAUCCCAAAAAGCCCAAGACCUUCCGCGUCUCUCCUGAGUCCUAGCAUUCGCUUGCAAGAUAAAGCCACCCGCUCACUCCAAAUUCAUCUUCCCUCUCUCUCUCCAUCAUUCUCUCGUUCUGUCAAUUCAUAAUACCCCCCUUACACAGUAGUAGCUCUCGCACUAUAUUCUGUUGACCCGCCCUCCCCCGCAUCCACCCACAUCAUUUGGUAUCAACACUUAUUUACUAUUGGGUUUGCAACCCCUGAGCUCUAUAAACGAAAGCAAUCAUGUAUCGUGCUUCUACCGGAGAUUUGAGCUACCAUGAUGAUCCACCCAUCCGAGGUGGUGGCGCGGAACGAUGGGAUCGUGAUAGGUUCGAACGCAUGAGGAGCCGAGGACCUCCAGGACCUCCAGGACGUGGUGGUGACGAAUUUGACCAUUACCGCUUUCAAGAGCACGACCGCUUCCCUGGAGGCCGUCGAGACGUCGACAUUCAUGAAGACAUCGACCGUCGAGGCGGCCGCGGUGCCCCGGUCAUGGAACGUGAUCGCUUCCGAGAGGAUGAGCGCUUCAGCCGGCCACGCCGAAACGAACUUUUCGAAGACCCGACUCCCUCCGAGGUGGCCAAUCGAGCACUUGCUCCCUAUCGACGCAAGAGCGUUGUCGAGAGAGAUGUUGAUCUUGCCGUCCGCCGUCCAGCCCGCCCUCAGUACAUCCGUCGACAAUCGUCUUUGGACACGUUCGACCGCCGGCCGCUUCCACGUUAUAGUGAGCAUGAUCGACGAGAAAUCGAUCACCGCGACGAAUGGAGGGCUCCAGCCAAUGUUCCAAUCCCGCUUCCCAUCCGUGAGCGUAGACGUUCACCCUCUCGCCCCGGUCGCCGCUACGAAGAAGACGAUUAUGAAGAUCUCGCUUAUGAACGACAACCCCGAAGGGACGACAGAGAAGAGUUCCGAGAGUUUAAGGUUCGAAGGGAAAAGAGCACCCGUCGUGCACGAAGCCGGAGUCGAGCCGCGCGAAGCAUCGCUGCCCACUCUGUGCGCAGCUCGUCAUCCUCUAGCUUUGAGGAAGUCGAAGCUCCCGUCAAGCUAGCCGGACGAAAGGGCAAGACCAGGAUGCCAAAGCGAUUGGUGAAGAAGCAGGCCAUCAUCGACCUUGGUUACCCGUACGAGGAAGAAGAGGACUUCAUCAUCGUACGUCGAGCUCUCGAGAAGGAGCAUAUUGAUGAGAUAAUAAAGAGAAGCGAAAGCUACAAAGAAGAGAAAACAACCUACGUGUAUGAAGAAAGGAAAGAGGAAUUCGAAGCCCUUCCCCCGCCACCACCGCCACCACCACAGGAGGAAUACAUCGCUCCACCACCGCCUCCAUCGGUCAUUCACCAUCACCAUCAUCCUCCGCCGCCUCCUUCUGUGCACCACUCAGUGGCUCCUCCACCGCCGCCCCCACCACCGCAGAGCGUGCACUAUGCACAGUCCGUCCGCAGUGCCUCGCCGCCUCGCCAUGAGAUCUACGAAGAGCGGAUCGAGGAAUCCAACCACAUCGGAGGUCCACUGACCGUUCUCGUCCCCGAGGAGCGCAGGAUCGUUCGCACUGAACGCGACUACCGCACCGAAAGGGAAAUCAAGGACGAGAUCCGCGCCCUAGAGGCGGAGCGAAGAAUGCUCAAGUAUGAGCGUGAAGGCGAUUACGAGAUCAUUGAGCGACGAGAGCCUAAACGGGAGAUCAUCCGCGUGGAGAAAGACAGAAAGGGUAGGUUAGCCCUUGUCCGCUCGGCCCACUAGAGAAUGGAGUUGAUAUUCUGGACAGUACGAAGGGGGCCCCGGCCAGAGCUUGUUGCUGCGAUGAUGGCUACACUCACAUAAACCUCGACCCGAAGCAGUCUCCGAAGACUUUCCACCUGAUUUGGCAACACCUAUGUUCUACUAGAUUACGAAGGGACGAUAUGGCCUUCACGGUUUCUACGAUAUGUUUCUCUCAGCUCUGGCAGCAUCAUUUUCAACUUUGUGAUAAUGGUUAUGGGGACUGGGACUGGAUUGGCGCAUUUAUACAAACGGGGAUUUGCAGGGACCUCUCCAUUUUGAGAGGAAAUUGUGUCACAGUAACGAGAUAUGUAACUAAUGACUAUGACGAAAUGUUUAAAUAUCAAAUGAUUUCCACUAUU
This is a messenger RNA of Aaosphaeria arxii CBS 175.79, 2196 nucleotides long. RefSeq lists its product as uncharacterized. NCBI's taxonomy places the organism in Eukaryota, Fungi, Ascomycota, Dothideomycetes, Pleosporales. The record is from RefSeq and is a predicted model, not a curated record. Bases 323 to 1816 code for a protein of 497 amino acids. The transcript has 3 exons.